Arachis ipaensis is the source of this 780-nucleotide messenger RNA. RefSeq names its product protein FAR1-RELATED SEQUENCE 5-like. The record is from RefSeq and is a predicted model, not a curated record. Lineage: Eukaryota; Viridiplantae; Streptophyta; Magnoliopsida; Fabales; Fabaceae.
AUGGAUUUGCAGUUGCCAGAUUACACUCGAAUUCUAAUAGAGAAAAUCCCGUACGUAGAAUUGCGAUUUGUUUUGUUGCAGCGCGCACAAGAGUUUUAUUCUAAUUAUGCAAAGAAAGUAGGGUUCGUGACUAGGACUAGGAAUACCAACUUUGACAAGAUAAGGAAGAAAUCAAGGAUACCCAUUAACCAAUCGAUACAUUGCAAUCGUGAAGGUUAUCAGGAGUCUCAAGUGAAGGCAGCAUCUCGGGUAAAGAAAAUAACAACGGCGAGGUGCAGAUCAAGGAUGUACGUGAUGUUUGAUAGGCAGAAGGAUAAUUGGAUGGUGUCCAAAUUAGAACUAAAGCAUACUCACCCGUGUUCUGCUAAGCAAGCUGUCUAUUACCACGAGUACAGGGAACUGAACAUGCAUGCCAAGUGCGUGAUUCUGGACAAUGAUGAGGUUGGCAUAUGGACCAACAAGACUUACGUCGCACUAGCAAAUGAGGUUAGUGGGUCAUCAAAUUUGGGUUACUCAGAAAAGGAUGUGAGAAAUUACACUACAAGAAAUAUGCGCUUAGAUGUGGAUGCAGCUAACAAGUUUAGGAGUGCACUCUGGGUAGACGCAAAGUGCAAGGCGUCCUACGAAUAUUAUGGAGACGUGGUGUCGUUUGAUACAACGUACAGUAGAAACAAGCAUGGGCUACCAUUUGCAUCUUUUGUUGGUGUCAACCAUCACGGGAAGUCCACCUUAAUCGAAUGUGCUUUGCUGGGGAACGAGGAAAUAUGUAGCUUUGAGUGA